UUGUCAUCGGAGUUUGUUUUAGGAGGUGUAGGGUUUGACAUAAACUGCGGUGUUCGGCUAAUCAGGACAAAUUUAUACGAAAAGGAUGUCGCACCUGUUAAGGAACAACUAACACAAGCGCUUUUUGACUACAUUCCUGUGGGCGUCGGAUCCCGUGGUGCUAUUCCAAUGUCAGCAUCUGAUCUUGUAGAUUGCCUGGAAAUGGGCAUGGACUGGACUCUACGCGAGGGCUACUCAUGGGCCGAAGACAAAGAACAUUGCGAAGAAUACGGUCGAAUGUUACAAGCAGACGCCACAAAAUUGGGUACAUUGGGUGCAGGGAAUCAUUAUGCUGAAGUUCAAGUCGUAGAUGAAAUUUAUGACAAACAUGCAGCAACCAAAAUGGGCAUUGGAGAGCAAGGCCAAGUUGUGGUGAUGUUGCACUGCGGUAGUCGCGGGCUUGGCCAUCAAGUAGCCACCGAUGCCCUUGUAGAAAUGGAGAAGGCCAUGGCUCGUGAUGGAAUCGUCGUUAAUGAUAGACAAUUAGCUUGUGCUAGGAUUUAUUCCAAUGAAGGUCAGGAUUAUCUCAAAGGAAUGGCGGCUGCCGCUAAUUUUGCUUGGGUUAAUCGAUCUUGUAUGACUUUUUGCGUACGACAAGCCUUUGCAAAUACAUUCAACAUGCAACCUGAUGAUUUGGACAUGCAGAUGAUUUACGACACAUCCCAUAAUGUGGCAAAAAUGGAAGAACAUUUGCUUGAUGGUCGACCUGUACAGCUUUGCGUUCAUCGAAAAGGAGCUACGCGCGCAUUUCCACCACAUCAUCCUCUUAUUCCAGUCGAUUAUCAAUUAACAGGACAACCAGUACUGAUUGGUGGUAGUAUGGGUACAUGCAGCUAUGUACUCACAGGCACAGAUCGAGGCAUGGUGGAAGCAUAUGGCACGACUUGUCAUGGAGCCGGUCGAGCGCUGUCUCGAUCAAAGUCCCGCCAAAAGAUUCCUUGGACUGAAGUGAUUGAAAACUUGAAAACAAAAGGGAUUUCUAUUCGUUUGGCUUCACCGAAGCUUAUUAUGGAAGAGGCCCCAGAAUCCUACAAGGAUGUAACUGACGUCGUCAACACAUGUGACACCGCGGGAAUUAGCAAGAAAACUGUAAAGUUGCGGCCAAUUGCGGUAAUUAAAGGUUGA
Strongylus vulgaris is the source of this 1164-nucleotide messenger RNA. Lineage: Eukaryota; Metazoa; Nematoda; Chromadorea; Rhabditida; Strongylidae. The record is from the annotation of a GenBank genome assembly.